GUUUGUUCUGACAACUUUCUCGCACCCUUACGGCUCGCCAUUGCUAUACAUUAAGGUUCCAGAACGACUUAUACCUACUCUUGGGUUUAUAUUUCGCUUAAGAGCAAAACGUGUUAUCGUCGCAGAUUAGUGAAAAGGACGGAAAAGAGAUGACGACAGAUAUGGCGGCCACGACACCAGUGGAUCUACAGAUCACGGACACUCUAGCGUCACUUGGCAACACGAUUUACCACAUGAUGUCGACGUCAUCACCGACUAAUACGACCAUCAGCACCAAUAAUUUAACGAUACCCGAUUCUGUACAUGAUAUGGAAUAUGACGUCAUGAUAAGACUCGUGUGUUUAUAUAUAGUGAUUGUUCUUGGAGCCAUUGGUGGACUUCUUGUCUGUCUGUGGAUGUGGUACAACCGGAAACAUCGAUCAAGAGUUAACGCCCUUAUUUUAAAUCUGUGUGCAGCUGACAUGUUAGUUAUAUUUGUGGCUUGCCUACCUCAGUUAGUCUGGGAACACAUGGAACGAGAAUGGCUAGCAGGGGGAUUUUUAUGUAAAACCUAUAAAUUUUGUAUGAGUUUUUCCAUGUUUGCCAGUGCUAAUAUGCUGGUAGUGAUAGCCAUCGAUCGUCACCAGGCCAUCCGAUCACCAUUACGAGAGCCUGCACCAGUCUGGAUGAUGUGUUUGGUUGGUUGGGGAUUUGCUGCUUUGACGUCAGUUCCGCUAUUUUUUGUGUUCCACAUCCGGUACGAUCCUAUAAAAGAAAUGUACAAAUGUGAGAAUACGUUCCGGGGAAAGCCCAUGAUACAUCGUCAAGCGUUCCUUACUUAUGCCGCCAUUGUUAGCUUCUUACUUCCGCUGAUAAUUCUCGUCAUCAGCUACAUCAGAAUAUUUCUAAAGAUAGCCCAAAAAGCUGCCGAAAGCAAGAACUCAAAACGCCAGAGCUUCAAGCCUGGUAAGAUACACCUCACAAGCACGGCCAACACUUCUCUUCCUAAAGCCAAGAUUAAAACCUUGAAAAUGACCGUGGUGAUUGUAGCUGCCUACGUUAUCUGUGGAUUACCGUAUUUUGUGGCUGAGAUGAUUAUGUCUUAUGACGAUUACCAUAAGUUGUCACAAGCUCUGUAUGGUAUCCUUGGUGGAAUAGCCGCAGCUAACUCAGCUGCGAAUCCCUUUGUUUUCCUUCUAUUUAAUGCCAAUUGGCAGUGUGUUCGGGGUUUGAAACUUUGCCCGAGUCAGAACAAUGCGGCUAAAAGGAGUUUUGUCUACUCCUCCGCCAGUACUAGAUCGGAAUACUCCACGGUGUAUGUUCGAAGUCCACCGAUUGUUUCCUCUGACACAUAUGAACUGACGACAGUUCGUGGCACUUCUAGAUAAACAGUUUACCCCCCACGAAAACACGUAGUCGUGUGGAACGUCUGGGUGAAUCAGAGGUCAUUGGAAAAUCCAUUAAAAGUUUUCAUAAACCUUGUUUGUGAUGUAUUGAGAAGAACAGACAUUGAUGUUUAAAAAUAGACGUGUACAAGUCCUCUUAAUGACGAGUUUUUUCUAUGUGACUGUCAGGCAAUAAUAAUACAAUGUGCAGACUGCAGACGUACAGAUUUUAGAAGUUUUGAGUUAUUCCCUCUGUUGCGAAACCUUUUUAACGCACUAGAAGAGGUGAACACAAUACUCAC
Molecule: messenger RNA, 1666 nt
Organism: Patella vulgata (common limpet)
Lineage: Eukaryota; Metazoa; Mollusca; Gastropoda; Patellidae
Product: arg8-vasotocin receptor
Exons: 3
Coding region: 150-1367 (405 amino acids)
Biological process (GO): G protein-coupled receptor signaling pathway
Cellular component (GO): membrane
Molecular function (GO): peptide binding; G protein-coupled receptor activity
Source: RefSeq, a predicted model, not a curated record